This is a messenger RNA of Strongyloides ratti, 1011 nucleotides long. RefSeq names its product Flavodoxin/nitric oxide synthase domain-containing protein. The record is from RefSeq and is a predicted model, not a curated record. Lineage: Eukaryota; Metazoa; Nematoda; Chromadorea; Rhabditida; Strongyloididae. Gene Ontology annotation, biological process: tRNA processing. The coding region runs from base 1 to 1011 and encodes 336 amino acids. Gene Ontology annotation, molecular function: FMN binding; 4 iron, 4 sulfur cluster binding. The transcript has a single exon.
AUGAAUUUAAAUUCUAAUCCAGAACGAACGCCUAGAAGAACCUCCACACAUCAAAUGACUGCUUUUGAAGCAGCUGUUGACUAUGCUGAAAGACAAGAUAUUUUUCUAUAUUUUACUGCUUUUAUGGGAAUUGUUAUGCCAGCAGUUGUAUAUUUUUUGUACAUGAAAAUUCAUAAUUAUUAUCAAAAGAAAUGGAAAAGGGAGGCAGAAAUUAAAGAACUUGAAAAAUUAAAGAAAAAGAAGGGAAAAAAUAUGAAAAAUAGUAAUUUAAAAAAAGUAAUUAAUAAUGAUAUAGAAAAAAUUGAAAUUAGUAAAAUGAUUACAUUAAACAUCAAAAUUUUUUUUUCUUUAGAAAAUGAAGAAAUUGAAAAAAUAAUUAAUAAUCAAUUAAAACUUCUUUCUUCAUAUAAUGUAACUAUACAUAAUAUUUCUACAAUGAAUGUUGAUGAAUUUUUAUCAUUUAAUGGUUUAUGUUUAUUUAUAAUUGAAAGUAACAAAGAUGGUACCAUAACAGAUGAUAUUUUAUGGUUUUUUGAAAUUUUACAAGAUUAUGAGGAAAGAAAAGAAAAAUUAAAAAAUAUUAAUUAUGCUAUAUUUGGUAUAAGUGAUAUUAAGUAUGGUGGAAAAAUAUAUCAAAAAAGUGGUAAAUUUUUGUCAUCUUUAUUAUACAAGUUAUCCGCAAAUAGUAUAUCUCCCAUAUGGUUUGGGGAUUUAAAUAAAGAAAAUGGUAUUAGUGAGCAAUUAAAAGAAUGGUUGAUGAAAAUUAAUUUAGUUUGUCAAAAACAAAUAUUAUUAAGAAAAAAAUAUGAUAAUAUUGUAAAAGAACCUUUAGAUAUUUUAGAUGAAGAGGAGAAUGAUAUUGAAUAUGAUUCAGAUGAAAGUUUAGAAGAUGAAACGGAUGAAGAAGAUAAAGAGGAGGAAGAUGAUGAAGAAAAUAGUGAAAAAGAUUAUAGUGAUAUAGAUAGUAGUGAGUCAGAUGACUAUGAAAAUGAAUCAAAAAAAAAGAAAUAA